Messenger RNA from Vombatus ursinus (common wombat), 3523 nucleotides. RefSeq names its product WAP, follistatin/kazal, immunoglobulin, kunitz and netrin domain containing 1 (gene WFIKKN1). Gene Ontology annotation, cellular component: extracellular region. The transcript has 2 exons. The coding region runs from base 461 to 2131 and encodes 556 amino acids. Gene Ontology annotation, molecular function: transforming growth factor beta binding; serine-type endopeptidase inhibitor activity; receptor antagonist activity. Lineage: Eukaryota; Metazoa; Chordata; Mammalia; Diprotodontia; Vombatidae. Gene Ontology annotation, biological process: negative regulation of transforming growth factor beta receptor signaling pathway. The record is from RefSeq and is a predicted model, not a curated record.
UUGGGAACAAGCCUGAGGAGGCUGGGGAGGGGCCGGGAACCACAUGGACUGAUUCAUUCAGAAGCAGGAGAUGCCCUGGGUUCUGUCCUGCCUUCUUAGCCCUGUCUCAAGAACACUGGCCCACAGCCUCUCCCCAAUGGAUCUUAACGCGCUAAAACAUUCCACCCCAGGAAGACCCAGCAUCUAAUGCAGUCACUGGCUUCAGGUAGAUCCAGGGAACAGGGAGGAGAUUGUGAAGCCAGUGAAUUUAGGCAAAGACAGUCCAGUUACUAGAGAAGAGGUAUAAACAGCCACUGGGAAAAGACUGUCUGGAGCACAGGGGAAGAGAGAAACCACAAGAAGAGCGAGCUAUUCGGGACAAGGAAGCAAGCCAAGGGCCCCCAGAGUGUGGAUGCCUGCAGGGAGAGUGGAGCCAAGGAGCUGGAGGUGCUGGGGGGAGUGCUGAGGGAAGGCCCAGGCUAUGAUCCUCAUGCCGGCCCUGCUGCUGAUCCUGACCCUGCUCUCAGGGCUAGCUAAUGGAGCCAGCCUCAAGCCUGAACCAAUGAGCCACCUAGGUGUGUGCCCCAACCAGCUCAACCCCAACCUCUGGGUGGAUGCCCAGAGCACCUGUGAGAGAGAAUGCCAUGUGGAUCAGGACUGCAGUGAUUUUGAAAAGUGCUGCACCAAUGUGUGUGGGCUGCGGAGCUGUGUGGCAGCUCGCUUUGCAGAGGGUGGCUCGGCAGCUCCGGCACCGGCUGCCUCCUGCGAAAGCUUUGUCUGCCCCCAGCAGGGCUCUGACUGUGAUAUCUGGGAUGGCCAGCCCGUGUGCAAGUGCCGGGACCGCUGUGAGAAGGAGCCCAAUUUCACCUGUGCGUCGGACGGCCUCACUUACUACAAUCGCUGCUACAUGGAUGCUGAGGCUUGCCUUCGGGGCCUCCGGCUCAGCGUGGUGCCCUGCAAGUACGUCUUCAGCUGGCCCCACACCAGCCCUGGGCCUCCUGAGACCACCGCACCCCCCACGCCUGGGGCAGCCCCUGACAUCCCCAUCCCGCCAGCCCUCUACAGUAACCCCUUCCACCAGUCAGUCUAUGCCGGGGGCACAGCCAGCUUCCACUGUGAUGUCAGUGGCCGCCCACCUCCUGACAUCACCUGGGAGAAGCAGAGCGAUCAGCGGGAGAACUUCAUCAUGAGGCCUGACCAGAUGUAUGGCAAUGUGGUGGUCACCAACAUUGGCCAGCUGGUGGUCUAUAACGCACGGCCUGAGGAUGCUGGGCUCUAUACCUGCACCGCCCGUAACGCAGCCGGCCUCCUCCGAGCCGACUUCCCCCUUUCUGUCAUCCAGCGGGAGCCCCCGGGAGGGGAGCUGCCUGUCCCCAGCCCACCACCCCCGGCUCCAAUGGAGUGUCUGAAGGAACCGGACCGUCAAGCCUGCCAGGGCACCAGCAGCCGAGUACGAUGGCACUUUGAUGCCAAAAGGGGUGGGUGUACCACCUUUCAAGACAAUGGCUGUGAUGUGGGCAAUGGCAACCGAUUUGAGACCUAUGAGGCUUGCCAACAAGCCUGUGGUCGGGGCCCUGGCGAUGCCUGCAUCCUGCCUGCUGUGCAAGGCCCUUGCCGAAGCUGGGAGGCUCGCUGGGCCUAUAGCCCGCUACUUAAACAGUGCCAUUCAUUUGUGUAUGGGGGCUGUGAAGGCAAUGCCAACAACUUUGAAAGCCAGGAGAGCUGCGAGGAUGCGUGCCCUUUCCCCCGGACACUACCCUGCAAGGCCUGCAGGCUCAAAAGCAAGAUGGCACUGAGUCUGUGCCGCAGUGACUUCGCCAUCGUGGGGCGACUGACAGAGGUGAUUGAGGAGCCUGAUGCUGGCAUUGCCCGAUUCGCCCUGGAGGGCGUGCUCAAGGAUGAUAAGAUGGGCCUCAAGUUCUUUGACACCAAGUAUCUGGAGGUGACACUGACUGGCAUAGACUGGGAUUGCCCCUGUCCCAACAUGACAGCUGGAGAUGGGCCGCUGGUCAUCAUGGGGGAGGUGCAUGACGGGGUGGCCGUGCUCCACCCCAGCAGCUAUGUCAGGGCUGCCAGUGAUAAGCGGGUAAAGAAAAUCUUAGAGUUGAUUGAGAAGAAGGCCUGUGAGCUGCUCAACCGUUUUCAGGACUGAGCCUGGGUAUAUGUGUGGGCACAGGUGUGAUACAUCCCUGAAGGGGUGAGUUCUGCCAGUCCCUGGCCCCUCCUAGAGCCCCACUCAGCCUGUGCUCUCCAGAGUAGGUGAAUAAAAGGGGUUUUUCCUUCAAGUCCGUGUUACCCAUCUGCCCUUUCCUGAGGAGAGGGACCCAAAAUGGAUCAGGGUCCCAGACACUCUGCUUAAUGGCCUGGCCUGACCCUCCACUGCUUCCUUUAGCUGCUGUCUUGUGUGCACCCCCCUUCCCACAGCUGUACAAACACUACCUCCUCUCUCAAACAUCACUAACUCCCAGACUCAGAUUCUCAGUUGUUUGGGGCUUUGCUGUUCUUGGUCAAUCCAACAGUCGCAUUGCCCUCUAGGUCGCCCAGCGGGGGAAGAAGCCACACUAGGCCAGAGAGACAGCCACAGUCCUCUCCCAUCACACGUCCAUCAGGGAGCUGGUCCUUCCAGUCCCCCAGCCAGCUUCGAGGUUCACCUAUGGUCACAGCCUGUGCAGCCCGGCUCUGAGUGAUGCUUGGAGCUGUGGUCAGAAUUCACCAGGGCCAGGUGGGAAGGGAAAGUGUCAGAGCUCGCUAGAAAGGAAACCUCCCUGGUCCCUGGCCUGACAAAGCAGAACCUUCAUCUGGGCAACCCCAGGCCUGACCUCUCACUGGGGAAAGGGCAAUGUCUACUCCUGGCAGUUAGCCAGGGGCAUGUUUUUCUCUCCCUCAUUGGGGCUCAGAGGUUAAGGAAGGGAAACCAUUCCAUCAGCUGUGGUUGCUGAGAGACAAGGCAAACAGGGCCCCUACAGAGGCCUCUCUGCCUGGGGUACUGGCCAGAAAGAUGGGAGGGGAAUGAACUGGGGGCCCAGAGGUGGCUGUUGCUUCAGAGAGAGUGGGGGUAGGGAGGAAAAGUCAGAGGGACAGAGCUCUUCCUGCAGAUUCUAGAGAGCUCCGGGCAUCUGAGAGGAAAGGUUUGCAGGGAAGGAAGGGAAGCAGGUCUCAUUCACUACUUCCAUACAUUUGAGGCCCCACAAAGGAAGGGCGGCCCCAUCCCCCCAAGGAGUCCCAAUGCCUUCCCUCAACCAGGUUUAUAUGGGGGCAUCUUCACCUCCCUGGCCUUUCUGCAGCAACAGCUGAUUAACUAACUCACCCAUCACUAGUGAUGGGAACCCAGGUUCUAAGCUCCAGCUUUCCUGGCCCCUAGAGCUUUGGGAGGUAGGCCCCUUUUAUUUAUCAGCUUCCUUCCCCCACCCCCAUCCCAAGUCCAGCAAGGCACAAGCAGUCACUUCUCACCAUGGCCACCAGGGGGAGCUAAGACUCCACAGAGGGAGCACUGCUGAGUCUUGCUUAGGUCCCUUGGUCCCCAUUCUUUGGAACAAGGGCACCG